AUUCCCUCACUUUAAAAAGUCGAAUACAUAAGAUGUCUGUUCCUGUUGCUUUCAAUGAUAUUGGCAAGUCUGCCAAGGACCUUUUGUCCAAGGACUACCCCGUUGGUGGUGUCAAGCUUGAAGUUAAGACCACCGCUCCUAACGGUGUUACCUUCAAGGUUAACGGUCAACGUGAUAACAAAACUGGUAUCAUUGUUGGUGACCUCGAAACCAAGUACUCUGACAAGAAGAACGGUCUUACCUUCACUGAAGCCUGGACCACCUCUAACCACCUUAACGGCAAGAUUGAACUCGAAAACAACCUUGCUAAGGGUCUUAAGCUUGAACUUUUGACUUCUCUCCUUCCUUCCGUUAACGAAAAGGCUGCUAAGAUCAACGCUACCUACAAGAAGCCUAAUGUUCACACUGUUGCCACUCUUGAUGUCUUCAAGACCAACUUUUCUGUUAACUCUGUCUUUGGUCAACAAGGUUUCCUCGUUGGUGGUGAAGUUGCCUACAACGUUUUGGAUGGCAAGAUCGGUCGCUACAAUGCUGCCAUCGGUUACACUGCUGCUGAAUACGGUGUUGCUGUUCAUGCUACCAACAACUUGAGCAACUACUCUGCUUCUUACUACCACCGUGUCAACAGUGACCUCGAAGCUUCCGGUAAGGCCUCUUGGGACUCCAAGGGUUCCAACGCUGUUGCUCUUGAAGUUGGUGCCAAGCUCAAGUUGGAUCCUUCUGCUUUCGUCAAGGCCAAGAUCUCCAACUCUGGUGUUCUCGGUCUUGCUUACACUCAAGCUCUUCGCCCUGGUGUCAAGGUCAACCUUGGUGCCUCUGUUGAUACUACUCGUCUUAACGAAAACGCUCACAAACUCGGUCUCUCUUUCACUUUGGAAAACUAAAUGCCAUAAAUACAUAAAAAAAAAAAGAAAAGGGACCAUUGUUCAUAUCUUUUGAGAUCCCUUUUUUUUUUUUGUAACCAAAAUGAAAACAAUAAACUUAUAAUUUUUUGACAUUUGUUUCUGA
This is a messenger RNA of Gilbertella persicaria, 1008 nucleotides long. Its product is annotated as eukaryotic porin/Tom40. Gene Ontology annotation, biological process: monoatomic anion transmembrane transport. Gene Ontology annotation, molecular function: voltage-gated monoatomic anion channel activity. NCBI's taxonomy places the organism in Eukaryota, Fungi, Mucoromycota, Mucoromycetes, Mucorales, Choanephoraceae. The transcript has 7 exons. The coding region runs from base 33 to 884 and encodes 283 amino acids. The record is from RefSeq and is a predicted model, not a curated record. Gene Ontology annotation, cellular component: mitochondrial outer membrane.